CAAAUCGCAGGAUUAAAUAUAUUGAACAAAUUUUUCAACAAAAACUAAAUUUCAGCUUGCAUAUUAAAAAAAAAAGAAAACAGUUAUAAAUGUUAAAAUUCAAUUAUUAUGGUAGUACGUGCUCGUUGCAACUCUGAAGAUAUGUAGACUUUUGUUCGUGAAUACUUUAAAGAAAUUUUAUUAUGGCUUAUAAAAGAGAUGGAUAAGGUUUCAAGCCUCUUGAAAGUUCGAAAUACAACAAAAUAGCAUCGAGGCAUUUCUGAGAAGUAGCCAAGGUGAACGAAAAUGGUGGCUUCAUAUGGCAAAAAACAGUGCUCGGAUAAUUUAAAUAAGUUCAAGCCGAUCAUUUUUUUUAUCUUGCAUUUAAAUAGUAGUAUUCAGCAGAUAAGCGCAUCAUCGUUUUUAAUAAUCAAUGACUUGGCCACAUUGGAUCGACCUUACUUUGACGAUAUAAGCCCCAGAAAUGUCUCAGCUGUUGUUGAUGAAACAGCAAUUUUAAGAUGCCGAGUUAAGAAUAAAGGAAAUCGAACUGUUUCGUGGAUGCGCAAGCGAGAUCUUCAUAUUCUGACCACAAACAUCUAUACAUACACCGGGGAUCAAAGGUUCUCCGUUUUACAUCCGCCAAGCAGCGACGACUGGGACUUGAAGAUUGAUUACGCGCAAACCCGAGACAGUGGCAUCUAUGAGUGUCAAGUAAAUACAGAGCCGAAAAUCAACUUGGCAAUUACUUUAGAGAUCACAGCUGAAAAUGAUAUGAGAGACAGGAAUUCAGAGAAACUAUACUAUAAUUCAAAAGCGGCACGGGCAAAAAUUUUGGGAUCGACGGAAAUACACGUAAAGCGAGAUAGUACGAUUGCUUUGGCCUGCUCCGUAAAUAUACACGCAUCGUCUGUAUUGUGGUACCACGGCUCAGCGAUAGUCGACUUUGAUUCACUUCGAGGCGGCAUUAGCUUGGAAACCGAGAAGACCGAUGCUGGCACCACAAGUCGUCUAAUGCUGACACGCGCUUCUUUGCGGGACUCCGGAAAUUACACAUGUGUACCCAACGCAGCCGUACCGGCUUCUGUUCGUGUUCACGUCUUGACGGCUGAGCUGACCUAGUAUAUUCACAAAAAUGUCAGGAAUAAAACGAGAGAUAAACUUAUGUAUGGAGUCUAUCAUUCAAGAAAUUGUGGACACAAUUUGUACUUGUCCAUACUCAAGGAAAUAUGGCAGAGGGAAACGGACAAACGACGAAUAUUGGCACCUCAACGGAGAUCCGUUAAAAUAGAACCUUACGCCUUACAUAUUGAAACAGGACUUGUCCUUUUAUACCUGGAAUCACACAGAUAUAUUUCAAAGGAAACUGCAAAAUAUAUUUUUCUGCAAGUAAUAUACAAUGGGAAUGGGAUACAUUUGUAGCAGAGCCUAAAAACAUGAUCCUCUAUUAUUAAAAUAAAUUUCCCUGG
This is a messenger RNA of Drosophila montana, 1448 nucleotides long. RefSeq names its product defective proboscis extension response 7 (gene dpr7). Gene Ontology annotation, cellular component: neuron projection membrane. Gene Ontology annotation, biological process: synapse organization. The transcript is spliced from 8 exons. Lineage: Eukaryota; Metazoa; Arthropoda; Insecta; Diptera; Drosophilidae. The record is from RefSeq and is a predicted model, not a curated record. Bases 286 to 1101 code for a protein of 271 amino acids.